Trypanosoma grayi is the source of this 219-nucleotide messenger RNA. RefSeq lists its product as hypothetical. The coding region runs from base 1 to 219 and encodes 72 amino acids. NCBI's taxonomy places the organism in Eukaryota, Euglenozoa, Kinetoplastea, Trypanosomatida, Trypanosomatidae. The transcript has a single exon. The record is from RefSeq and is a predicted model, not a curated record.
AUGAUUGGCGUGGGCAGGCGUAGCACGGAGACCCCAAAGACGUUGCGGGAGCUCAGUGAAACCGUUGGAGUGGCGGUCGCACGUGAGGCUGCACACGAUCGGCACCAGGAUAGCAAUGCUCCUUCUGAAUUGCAACUGCGGCACAUUCUCUUCAUUUUGGCCUUCUUCGCGUUUGUGUGGUCAAUCAAGAUUCUUCUGCUCCGGAAACCAAGCAAGUGA